Molecule: messenger RNA, 1716 nt
Organism: Elephantulus edwardii (Cape elephant shrew)
Lineage: Eukaryota; Metazoa; Chordata; Mammalia; Macroscelidea; Macroscelididae
Product: coiled-coil domain-containing protein 93-like
Exons: 23
Coding region: 1-1716 (571 amino acids)
Biological process (GO): Golgi to plasma membrane transport
Source: RefSeq, a predicted model, not a curated record
AUGGGGUUACCCAGAAGGCCGGAAGGCCAAGGUUUCCCUGAGGUGGAAACACGAGAAGAUGAAGAGCAGAAUAUCAAGUUAACUGAAAUUCUGGAGCUCUUAGUUGCAGCUGGGUAUUUCAGGGCAAGAAUUAAAGGUCUGUCACCUUUUGACAAGGUAGUAGGAGGAAUGACUUGGUGCAUCACCACUUGCAACUUCGAUGUAGAUGUUGAUUUGCUCUUUCAGGAAAACUCUACAAUAGGUCAAAAAAUAGCUCUCUCAGAAAAAAUUGUCUCAGUCCUGCCAAGGAUGAAAUGUCCACACCAACUGGAGCCACAUCAGAUCCAGGGCAUGGAUUUUAUUCACAUAUUUCCUGUGGUUCAGUGGCUGGUGAAGCGAGCCAUAGAAACUAAAGAAGAGAUGGGCGACUAUAUCCGUUCUUACUCCAUAUCUCAGUUCCAGAAAACCCAUAGUCUCCCAGAGGAUGAUGACUUCAUAAAGAGAAAAGAAAAGGCCAUCAAGACAGUUAUUGACAUUUCCAAUGUAUACAGACCCUGUCGAAAAUACAGACGUCAGCAGAGAGCAGAGGAAGUGCUCGACGAAGAUACUCGAGUCCAUGCUACACUUCUGGAAUAUGGCAGGAGAUACGGAGUGAGCCGUGAGAGCAAAAUAGUGAAGCCUGAGGACAAGAAAAUGCUACCUUCUGCAGAACUCUCAGCAGCAGAAAAAACUGAAGCACAUGAAGAUGAGCUCCAAGCUGCUGAAGAGCAACGUGUUCAGUCACUGAUGAUCAGGAUGACUGCCAUGGCAACUGAGGAGAGCCAACUCACUGCAAGCUCUGUGGGUCAGAUCGUGGGCCUGUGCUCUGCUGAGAUCAAGCAGAUUGUUUCUGAGUAUGCUGAGAAGGAGCGAAGAGAAGCCAAAGCAGAUUUCAGUAUUCUGCAGAGCUUGCGAGCGCUUGUAGCCAUGAAUGAACAUCUAAAAAGUCAGGAACAGGAGUUUAAAGCACAUUGUCGAGAGGAGAUGACACGACUACAGCAGGAAAUUGGAAACCUGAAAGCUGAAGAAGCACCAGCUGGAGUUGAAAAGACCCUUGCCAAUGGGGAAUCGCACAGUGACCUGACCUCUUUGAUGACUUAUAAUGAAGACCUAGACAGACGAUAUAAUAUGGAGAAAGAGAAACUUUACAAAAUCCGUUUACUACAGGCUCGAAGAAAUCGAGAAAUAGCCAUUUUGCUCCGCAAAAUUGAUGAGGUGCCCAGCCGAGCAGAGCUAAUACAGUAUCAGAAGAGAUUUCUUGAACUCUACCACCAAAUUUCAGCAGUCCACAAAGAAACCAAGCAGUUCUUCACUUUAUAUAAUACCCUGGAUGAUAAAAAGGUUUAUUUAGAAAAAGAGAUAAGCCUGCUGAACUCAAUUCAUGAAAACUUCUCACAAGCCAUGACUUCCCCUGCUUCCCGGGACCAGUUUUUACGUCAGAUGGAACAGAUUGUAGAAGGAAUUAAGCAAAGUAGAAUGAAGAUGGAAAAGAAGAAACAAGAGAACAAAAUGAGAAGAGACCAGUUGAAUGACCAGUACUUGGAAUUGUUAGAGAAACAAAGACUAUACUUUAAGACUGUGAAAGAAUUCAAGGAGGAAGCACUGAGAGACGUCCUUCUUACAGAGGUGGCACAAAAGACGGGAUGGACCAAAUGGCUCCUGAGCAUCUGCACCUGCUGCCACAUCUGCAUCUACUAA